This is a messenger RNA of Dentiscutata erythropus, 402 nucleotides long. Lineage: Eukaryota; Fungi; Glomeromycota; Glomeromycetes; Diversisporales; Gigasporaceae. The record is from the annotation of a GenBank genome assembly.
AUGACCAACGUAGGUUUAGACACAGCUCAAAACCCUUUACUUUAUGAAUCAAAUCAGAUUUUUGAUGACGAACACGACAUUGCUAAUGAAAAUAGCGUAGAUGGACAAACUCCCUACAAAGAUUUACAAGAAAAUAAGCUGUCAACUGAAAUACAGCAAUGCUUACUACAAACCUUCUCUAGAAAUGCCCUUAUCAAGUUUUUACCACCACCUAUGGACAAAGAAAUAGCUAGAUGCUUUCCUGCUCCCAUGGAAGGGGUAGAAAAUCUGGGCCAACACAUCAUGGUUCCUACUUUACAAAGUAUUAAACAAGGUCAUCAGAGAACAGGUGAUGAUCAUAAUAAUAUUUUCUCAAUGGCUGUUAGCACUAUGGUUUUCAAUACUGCUGUCUCUUCUGGAUGA